CCCUGGCCGGCCGGUCUCUGGGUCUCCUUCCCUCUCCCUUACUUUCUCCCCAGUCCCUCCCCUCCCCUCCCCCUUCCCUCCUCCGGCUCCAGCCUGUGAGGGCGCGCGGGUGGAGGAGGCUAUGGAGUGAGCUGGCUGCUUCCGCCGAAGCCGAGCCGGAGCCACCUGGAGGCGUUCGUCAGGGCAGGGGAGACGAGCCCAGCACCGCCCCUCCCGGGAGAAGAGAAGAGGAAUUAUAAUUGCCCAAUAUUGCAGCCAUGGAGUCCAUGCUUAAUAAGUUGAAGAGUACUGUUACAAAAGUAACAGCUGACGUCACUAGUGCUGUAAUGGGAAAUCCUGUCACUAGAGAAUUCGAUGUUGGUCGACACAUUGCCAGUGGUGGGAAUGGGCUAGCUUGGAAGAUUUUUAAUGGCACAAAAAAGUCAACAAAACAGGAAGUGGCUGUUUUUGUCUUUGAUAAAAAGCUGAUUGACAAAUAUCAAAAAUUUGAAAAGGAUCAAAUCAUCGAUUCUUUAAAACGAGGAGUCCAACAGUUAACUCGGCUACGGCACCCUCGACUUCUUACUGUCCAGCAUCCUUUAGAAGAAUCCAGGGAUUGCUUGGCAUUUUGUACAGAACCAGUUUUUGCCAGUUUAGCCAAUGUUCUAGGUAACUGGGAAAAUUUGCCUUCUACUGUGUCUCCAGACAUUAAGGAUUAUAAACUUUAUGAUGUAGAAACUAAAUAUGGUUUGCUUCAGGUUUCUGAAGGAUUGUCAUUUUUGCAUAGCAGUGUGAAAAUGGUUCAUGGAAAUAUUACACCUGAAAAUAUAAUUUUGAAUAAAAGUGGAGCUUGGAAAAUAAUGGGCUUUGAUUUUUGUGUAUCAUCGACCAAUCCUUCUGAACAAGAGCCCAAGUUUCCAUGUAAAGAAUGGGACCCAAAUUUACCAUCAUUGUGUCUUCCAAAUCCUGAAUAUUUGGCUCCUGAAUACAUACUUUCUGUGAGCUGUGAAACGGCCAGUGAUAUGUACUCUUUAGGAACUGUCAUUUAUGCUGUAUUUAACAAAGGGAAACCUGUAUUUGAAAUUAACAAGCAAGAUAUUUAUAAGAGUUUCAGUAGGCAGUUGGAUCAGUUGAGUCGUUUAGGAUCUAGUUCACUUACAAAUAUACCUGAGGAAGUCCGUGAACAUGUAAAACUACUGUUAAAUGUAACUCCAACUGUAAGGCCAGAUGCAGAUCAAAUGACAAAGAUUCCUUUCUUUGAUGAUGUUGGUGCAGUAACACUGCAGUAUUUUGAUACCUUAUUCCAAAGAGAUAACCUUCAGAAAUCACAGUUUUUCAAAGGACUGCCAAAGGUUCUACCAAAAUUGCCCAAGCGUGUCAUUGUGCAGAGAAUUUUGCCUUGCUUGACUUCAGAAUUUGUAAACCCUGACAUGGUACCUUUUGUUUUGCCCAAUGUUCUAAUGAUUGCUGAAGAAUGCACCAAAGAAGAAUAUGUCAAAUUAAUUCUACCUGACCUUGGCCCUGUCUUUAAACAGCAGGAGCCAAUACAGAUUUUGUUAAUUUUCUUACAAAAAAUGGAUUUGCUACUAACCAAAACUCCUCCUGAUGAAAUAAAGAACAGUGUCCUACCAAUGGUUUACAGAGCACUAGAGGCUCCUUCCAUUCAGAUCCAGGAACUCUGUCUAAACAUCAUUCCAACCUUUGCAAAUCUUAUAGACUACCCAUCUAUGAAAAAUGCUUUGAUACCAAGAAUUAAAAAUGCAUGUCUACAAACAUCUUCCCUUGCUAAAGACUCUGAGAUGGAAUACAACACUAAAGUUCGUGUAAAUUCAUUAGUAUGCUUAGGAAAGAUUUUGGAAUACUUGGAUAAGUGGUUUGUACUUGAUGAUAUCCUGCCCUUCUUACAACAAAUUCCAUCCAAGGAACCUGCAGUCCUCAUGGGGAUUUUAGGCAUUUACAAAUGUACUUUUACUCAUAAGAAGUUGGGAAUCACCAAAGAGCAGCUGGCUGGAAAAGUAUUGCCUCAUCUGAUUCCUCUGAGUAUUGAAAAUAAUCUUAAUCUCAAUCAGUUCAAUUCGUUCAUUUCCGUCAUUAAAGAGAUGCUUAAUAGAUUGGAGUCUGAACAUAAGACUAAACUGGAACAACUUCAUAUAAUGCAAGAACAGCAGAAAUCUUUGGAUAUAGGAAAUCAAAGGAAUAUUUCUGAAGAGACAAAAGUUACAAAUGUUGGAUCUCAGAUUGACAAAGUUUUCAACAACAUUGGAGCAGACCUUCUGACUGGUGGUGAAUCAGAAAAUAAAGAGGAUGUAUUACAGAAUAAACAUAAAAGAGCAUCACUUACACUUGAAGAAAAACAAAAAUUAGCAAAAGAACAGGAGCAGGCACAGAAGUUGAAAAGUCAGCAGCCUCUUAAACCCCAAGUACAUACACCUAUUGCUCCAGUGAAACAGACUAAGGACUUGACAGACACAUUGAUGGAUAGUAUGUCAUCUUUGACCAGCCUGUCUGUUAGUACCACUAAAAGUUCUGCUUCAAGUACCUUCACUUCUGUUCCUUCCAUGGGCCUUGGCAUGAUGUUUUCUACACCAGUUGAUAAUACAAAGAGAAACUUGACAAAUGGCCUAAAUGCUAACAUGGGCUUUCAGACCUCAGGAUUCAACAUGCCGGUUAAUACAAACCAGAACUUCUUCAGUAGUCCAAGCACACCUGGAGUGACCACGAUGACAAUGGGAACACCUUCCACUUUGCCAAACUUCAAUGCUGUGGGGGUUCCUCCUGCUGGUGCAAAGCAGACUCAACAGAGACCCCCAGAUAUGUCUGCUCUUAAUAAUCUCUUUGGCCCUCAGAAACCCAAAGUUAGCAUGAACCAGUUAUCACAACAGAAACCAAAUCAGUGGCUUAAUCAGUUUGCACCUCCUCAAGGGUCUCCAGGUAUGGGCAGUUCAGUAAUGGGAACACAAAUGAACAUGAUGGGACAAUCUGCCUUUGGUAUGCAAGCCAAUCCUUUCUUUAACCCACAGAACUUUGCACAGCCACCAACUACUAUGACCAAUAGCAGUUCAGCUAGCAAUGAUUUAAAAGAUCUGUUUGGGUGAGGUGUAUUGCUCCUAUUUUUAAAGGAUUCAAUUUUAAUCAUGUGUGAACUGAUUGACAUCUUUAUAUAGUUGGCUUGGAGGAACUAUUUCUGUGGGAAAAGGAAUGGUUCUAAGAUAGAAAACAUCUGUUUCUAUGCCAGCAUAGUCGUUGUAUGGACUCCUCUAACAGAGUUUUUAAAGCAUUGAGGAAUUUUUUCCCUCUUACCAUAUUCUCUUUGGGUUUUUAAAAGACCCAACCUGUACCAAUCUCAAAGAGAAGAUACCUGAGGAUCUUGAAUAGCAAAAUUUUUUAAUCAAAUGUUUAUUUUGCUUGUAAAUCUUAUUUUAAAAAGUUGAGUUGAUGGUAAUUGCAAGUUUUACCUAUUAAAUACUACAUGGUACAUAGUCUGCCUUCACAAGUCAUUAGUCUUCAUUUCAAUAUGUGAAAAAUCUUGAUGCUGUGUUGAUUUGUUUGCAUUUAGUAUGAUUGAGUGAGAAAAUAAUAAGCAUAAUGAGAAAAGGAUCAUUACUUUUUCCAAUCUUAUUUACUUCUCAGAUGAACUAAUGUUUAGUACAAAAGACUGAGCAAAUACUGCAAAAUUUAACUUAACAUUGAUUUCAUUGGUUCAAACUAAAGGCAUUACUAACCAUCUUAAAUGCAAAUUAAUCAUUGUAAAUUAUAUUUUAGCAUGGUCUGCCUCAAAUAGUAAUGUAUUUUUCUGCAUUUCCUUGGAUAUAUUUAGAAUCACUUUUUCCUAUGGUGUCCAGAUAGGAGAGGUAUGUACUGAUUUGUACAUAUAUUUGACAAAGCUCCCUGAUGUGAUUUCCCUGACUACUGCCUUUAUAUUUCACUUGAAUUCAAAAUUCCGAGGUUGCAGUAUAUAUGAAUUGCAUUUUCAAAAGGAGAUUUGUAAGAAUUAAACUAUAUUUAAUGAGUAAACAUUUGAGAUUUCUGCUGUAUUGUUUCAAAUGUAAUAAACUUUACUUCUAUAAAAAUGAGCAGUUGUAUCUUCUGGCUACCAAGAGAUUAAUUUUGAGUUUACCAUGAUAAAGUGUGACCUCAUCAAUUACUACAACUGAAGUUUACUUCUUUCUAGGAAUUUCAGAAACCUUUUGUUUGAAAGUUAUAAAUAGAUAUUUUUAGAAGGAAAGAAUAAAUUCUUCUAACAGGAAACAUGCUUUAUUUUUCAAAGCCUUUCUCUGAUAUUUUUCUUUGAUUUGCUGAUUACUCAUUCAGUCGCAGAUGGAGCCGUAUGUUAUAAACGUGAUUUUUAUUUUGUUAAAUUAUAUUCUGCCAUUAUAUGACAACUUUAAAAUCAUCUUUCAGAGGAAUAUAUAUGUAUUAUAGUUGCUGCCGUAGAGUUUGUGGUUUUUUAAAUAUGAGACCAGCAAUUCUUUAAAAUAAAUCAUAUGCUAUUUAGUGUGCUGAUACUAAGUUUUCAUUGAAAUACGUAUGUAUACACAUACUAAAUAUAUCAUUGACCAGACAGUACUUGAUUAUAAAGUGAUGGUAAUAUUGAUAGUGGCAUUCAGUAAGAGUAUAAUUUAAAAAAUAAAAAGUCAGCACCUGGCCAGUGUUGCUCAGUGGUUGGGCAUCUACCCAUGAACCAGGAGGUCACCUUUCGAUUCUCAGUCAGGGCACAUGCCUGGGUUGUGGGCACAGUCCCCAGUAGGGGGUGUGCAGGAGGCAGCCAAUCAGUGAUUGAUCGUCUCUCAUCUUUGAUGUUUCUAUCACUCUGUCCCUCUCUCUGAAAUCAAUAAAAACAUAUUUAAAAAAUAAAAAGUCAGCUUUAUAUUGGGGUUCUGUAUGAGCUGUAUUUUGUUACAUGGUUUUAGAAAAAGGACUCAAAUACUGAAAAAACAGCCAAGAAAUAAAAAGCACUAGGAAGAUCAAGUGUUUUGUCAAAUACAUUCACCUUGACCAGAUUAUGUCUUGUUUGUAACACAAUAUUUCUCUUGAGAAAAGUUUACAUAUGGAAUAAAAUUGCUUAAUGUUAA
This is a messenger RNA of Eptesicus fuscus (big brown bat), 5051 nucleotides long. It is a transcript of the gene SCYL2, whose product is annotated as SCY1 like pseudokinase 2. Gene Ontology annotation, biological process: protein phosphorylation. The record is from RefSeq and is a predicted model, not a curated record. The coding region runs from base 258 to 3074 and encodes 938 amino acids. Lineage: Eukaryota; Metazoa; Chordata; Mammalia; Chiroptera; Vespertilionidae. Gene Ontology annotation, molecular function: protein kinase activity; ATP binding. The transcript is spliced from 19 exons.